AUGGGAUGGGCAUUAAGAGUUGCAAAGAAGAUGGGAAUCAGAACUGCAGCUUUCUGGCCUGCGGCAUUAACCUCACUAGCAAUCAAUAUCUGUUAUGAGAAGUUGAUCAAAGAUGGAAUCAUAAAUAACGAUGGCAUACCUCUAAAUGAUGAUAUGAUUCAGGUGUCAGAAACCAUGGCACCUAUAAAAUCAACGAACCUCCCAUGGAUGUGUGCUGGGGACGUGGCCACCAAAGAAGUUUUUUUUCAAUAUGCAAGAUUAGUUGCAGAAGGUGUCAUGUUAGCAGAACGAGUAAUAUGCAACUCAAGUAUUGAGAUGGAGCCUGAAACAUUCAACCAAUUCCCACAACUGUUGCCUAUAGGUCCUUUGUUAGCAAGCGAUCGACUUGCUAACCAAACAGGCCACUUCUGGCAAGAAGACUCCACCUGCUUAGAAUGGCUCGAUCAACAAUCAGCAUGUUCAGUUUUGUAUAUAGCAUUUGGGAGCAUAGCCAAUUUGAACCAAACCCAAUUUACAGAACUAGCCCUUGGUCUUGAACUUAGCAACAAACCCUUCAUGUGGGUUGUGCGAACAAACAUGGUCAUAAGUUUCCCUGAUGGAUAUGUGGAAAGAGUAGGAUCUCGUGGAAAGAUUGUGAGUUGGGCUCCUCAACAGAAGGUGUUGGCUCAUCCUUCAGUAGCUUGCAUUAUGAGUCACUGUGGUUGGAACUCUACUAUAGAAGGUCUCACCAAUGGACUCCCCUUCCUUUGUUGGCCAUGCUUUGCUGAUCAAUUUCUCAAUGAAACUUAUAUUUGUGACAUGUGGAAGAAUGGGUUGGGGUUUACAAAAGAUGAUCAAGGUAUCAUCACCAGAGGAGAAAUAAAAUGUAAAGUGGAGAAGCUCCUUGGAGACAAAUCAUUUAAAGAUAAAGCCUUAGAAAUUCAAGAGAAGGUUACAAGUAGUGUUAGACCAGGUGGAAGCUCCCAUCAAAAUCUUUGCAAUUUCAUUCAGUGGAUAGAAGAAAAAGGAUGCAGAUGCCACCAUCUCUAUGUGAAGAAUGUCUCAAACAUGAUUGAGUAUGGGCAUUUGGCAUAUUGACUUUAUGUGUUAACUUGUGUGUCUAUUUAUCUUCCUACUCAUUAGACAAGUUAAGUGUGAAAAUCGAAAGAGGGAUUAAAAGAGAGAACUAGUGCAUUUUCACAUGUUAUUAUUUUAAUUAUAUGAAU
This is a messenger RNA of Lactuca virosa, 1205 nucleotides long. The record is from the annotation of a GenBank genome assembly. NCBI's taxonomy places the organism in Eukaryota, Viridiplantae, Streptophyta, Magnoliopsida, Asterales, Asteraceae.